CGUAAGCCCGUCCGAAGGACCCGGAACCCCGGAAGAAUUUUAAUACGAAUCGGAAAAGCGAGCGAGAUUCGAAAUCUUGCGUCUCGCGCAAUCUCUCUCGGUGUACGGAUCUCCGCGAAUCAUUCGUUGUACUCGUUAGUGGAUCAAGUGUCCGAGUACUCGAAUCUCUCGCGGGUAUAAGAAAAAGCCGUGACAAGGAGUACUUGGAAUGAAAUCCAUGUUAUACAUGAGAUCGCAGUACGGACACUUUGCGCGACAAAUGCACCACGAGUACAUGCACUACUCGGUAGUAAGAUUCGCAAAAAGUCGUCACUUUUUAUUCGAGCGAAAUCGUGGAAAGAAGAAAUAUUUUCCAGAAUCAGGAAAAUACACCGAUCAUUUGAGCCAUCGAAGGAAACGAAGGUUCUUUGCGUCAGUGAUUUCAUCCCGCGAGAUCGGCGAUCGAUCGUCGGAGAACGGGAGCGUGAUCGCGAACCGCCCGAUCGGCGAAGUCGAGCACCUGAUGGUUCUUCAAGUAGCGAACCGGAUAGAGAUCCAAGUGAGUGCGGAAGGCGGACACAGCAGCUAGAAAACGCUCGUAUAUCUCGUGAAGAGGGGGACACCCUUGCAUGCGCUGUCGUCGCGCCGUCACCAGUACAAAUCGCACGCGAGCCAACGUCUCGGCGGUAGUACACGUGCGCGCUACGACGUACGGCGUACGACGCCGCGACGGUCGACACUUCCGUCUCGUCGUCGCCGUCGACAACUCGUCGCACCGUAAUUACAGCGAUAAAUGUGCCGCCGUUAUCGCGGAUAACGUUCUCGGUCGUUCUCCAAAAUGACGAUCAUCAGGAUCACCUUGUUACUCACCCUCGGCAUCGCCUGUCGCGGUAUUCCUAUCGACCAAUCCGUUAGUACGACUACGAUAUCGGAAGAAGAUAUCGGAAAUGUCUCGGAGUCGACCGUCGUUCCUGAAGCGGAGGGUCACUCCAUGGACGACAUAAUGCCGGGCACAAAGUCGUCGCCGAUUGCCGUGGUGUUCGUCGACAUCCCGGAGCAUACGGAAACGGAACUGGGAUCAUCCGUGUUGUUGGCAUGCCGUACUGCUAAUCCUGUGGCUGAAUGCCAAUGGUCCUGGCAACCAUUACCACCGGUUCACUUGCCGCUUCCGGACGUUAGUGAAAGCCCACCGGUUUCUACAACCACGGCGAUCCCAACGAUCGCAACUGCAGCAACUCCCACGACCCACCCAUUGCCCGUACGACAGUUUCCCGCGUUCGGGAAUAACAGCAACGAUUGCUCCGUGAGAUUCUCCAGCACUAAGCACGAGCAGACAGGAUACUGGACUUGCGCGGCGAGAGCCUCGACCAGCGAUCCUUUCACUAGCACCGAUCCUGCCAAGCUUAGCAUCGUCAAUGUUAAUCACGGCAUCCUCAUUACAUUCGCGAAGCACGAGAAUGUCGUUGAGGUGCCGGCGGGAUCCUCGGCGCAGAUAAUGUGUCAGACGAAGUCGCCGGUGCGCGAAUGCCAGUGGUCCUGGCGGCAACUGAACCAGUCGCAACCCUGGAACCUCGACGUGAAAUCGUUUCCAGCCUUUGGUAAUGACAGUACGGAAUGCAGUAUCAAGUUCAAGAACGUCCUACCGGAGCAAGAAGGCUACUGGACCUGCGGUGCCCGAGUAGAUCCGAAUUCCUCUUUCACCCAGGCGACUCCCGUCCGUUUUCUCAUAUCGGAAGUCGAGUUCGUGCAGUUGUCACGCGGCGUGCAGGUUGCAGCCGGCGAAUCGGUCUUCCUACGGUGCUUGGCGAACAAGCCGGUGAUACAGUGCGAGUGGUCAUGGAGGGCGUCGAACUCGAGCAAGGAACCACUGAUGGUGAAGAAGUUCACUCCAAACAAGGACGCUGAACACGACUGUUCCGUGCGAUUCAAGAACAUAUUGUACGAGGAGGAGGGUCUGUGGACUUGCGGGGUACGUUUGACGCCCGACGGUAUCCUGCACACGGCGCCCGCGGCGACUGUCAGCCUCCUGCCUACAGCUAAGGUGAGCUUCGUCGAGGUACCGACUGACACGGCGGUGCCAGUAGGUGCGGAGGCCACGUUGAAGUGCGUCACCAGCAGCCGCGUGGAAAAAUGCGUGUGGACGUGGAAGCCGUUGCACGGCAGUGAUCCGGAGAUCGUCCUUAAUGAAUUCCCGAGCAACGGUGAUCUCGGUCGCGAUUGCUCGCUUCACCUUCCGCACGUGUACACGGAGAAACAGGGUUACUGGAGUUGUCAGGUUUCCAUCGUGUCGCUCAAUACUGUCCUGACAUCGCCGCCUGUGAAACUCGUGGUUUACGAGCAAGAGGAAGUAAAGUUCUCAGAGCUGUCGCAGGAUAUCCAAAUCUCCUCCGGCGGCAGCGUUCUGCUGCGCUGCGUGACGUCCUCGGCAGUGGAGCAGUGCCGGUGGUCACUCACCCCAGUCAAUUCUAACACCACCGUGGUGGUGAAGCAGUUCCCAGCAGCCGGAAACGAGGCUCGCGACUGCAGCGUCCGCCUGAGCCACGCUCUCGCCGAGCAGGAAGGUCUAUGGACCUGCGGCGCUAGGAUACACGGCCAGCAGAACUACACGGACGCGCCACCCGCGAAGCUGAGCCUCCUCGAGCCAGAGCCCGUCACUAUCGCAGUUUGGGCCGCACCUCACAAAAUGGUCACUCUUGCGUGUAGAGUCGGAUCUGUGUCAUCGGAGACUAAAUGCCACUGGAUUCACGCUCCAAAUGUUCACGUAUAUCAAAACUCCAGCAGGCAGCUUGCAAAAAAAACGAGGCACAGCUUGCAAAUGGAUUACACUACAGGUGUAUGCAAGCUGAUCUUCAAACCGGAUCAAACUGAUCUAGGACAAUGGACUUGCAGAUUUACAAUCAACAAUGAUAAUGCCGAUAUUGAGAUAGGAAAUGCGACACUCGUUCUGUUGAACACUUUAACAGAUGAGAAACUAGGAUGGAUUGUGGGGACUCUAACGGCCGUGGUCUUGUUCCUGAUGAUAAUAGUCGUAGUGUUGGUGGUGUGCAAGGCGCGAAUCUUUAUCCGUAAGACACCUGAAAUUUUGGAAACCUUACCUCCUGAAGAAAGGAAACGGAGAUUAUGCAGAGAGAAACAUACUGAGAAUCAAGGAAAGAUCAAUUUUCAAUUUGUUGAAGACAACAGUCACACUUCGAGCCUUGAGAGCGUCCUGCCUAACAGAAGUCCGCGUGUGGGGAAGGCUCACGGAAUACCACCUAAAACCUUCGAGAAUGGUGGACUAUAAUAUAUUAAUUAUCAACAUCGAAAUUAGAGAAGCAAAAAGACUACGUUUUGUAAAAGUUACAAAUACUUGAGUUAUGAACAAAAGUUAAUAUUUCGUAUGUAUAGUAUGUAUAGAACUACU
Molecule: messenger RNA, 3382 nt
Organism: Trachymyrmex cornetzi
Lineage: Eukaryota; Metazoa; Arthropoda; Insecta; Hymenoptera; Formicidae
Exons: 12
Coding region: 818-3262 (814 amino acids)
Source: RefSeq, a predicted model, not a curated record